This is a messenger RNA of Paramisgurnus dabryanus, 2295 nucleotides long. RefSeq names its product CD48 antigen-like. The record is from RefSeq and is a predicted model, not a curated record. Lineage: Eukaryota; Metazoa; Chordata; Actinopteri; Cypriniformes; Cobitidae.
UUUGUGGACCACUACCUAAAACUGAAGAAUAUACCCGCUUUUUUUGUGAAAACGCCCUGCCGCUUUUCCUUUAGCUUUAGCAACAGUUUGAGAACGAAAUGGACGUUUUACUUCGGAUUUGAUACAUAAAGCAGCUCAUUUUACACAAAAUGUGGAGUUUAAUGAUCAAAAAGCUUCUGGUGAACUUGGAUCAUGAUUUAUAAAUCGGGGUUCUUUGGUUUGUGCUGCCUGUGUUUGGCACCCGGUGUGCUUGGUGAUGAAGUGAAGUCAGUGUCAGUGAUGGAGGGAGAUUCUGUUACUCUAUACACUAAUGUAACUGACAUACAGAAAGAUGAUCAUAUAAUGUGGAUAUAUGGAUCUCAAGCGACGACUAUAGCUCAAUUCUUUAAGCAAGCCAAUUUGAGCUUUAUAUAUGAUGAUGUUAAUGAUGGGAGAUUUAGAGCCAUACUACAAUUAAACAAUCAGACUGGAUCUCUCACCAUCACAAACGUCAGAUUGACACACAAUGGACUUUAUAAACUACAGAUCAUCAAUAGCAGAGGAACCUCAUACAAACGAUUUAAUGUUGCUGUCUAUGCUCCUCUGCCCAUUCCUGUCAUCACUCGUAUUUCAGUCUUAAAAAACUGUUCAUCGUCAUCAGAAAUAUCAUCAGUCUCAAAUUGUUCAUUAUUGUGUUCAGUGUUGAAUGUGACAGAUUUGAGAGAUGUGAAUCUGUCCUGGUACCAGGGAAACAGUUUAUUGUCCAGCAUCAGUGUGUCUGAUCUCAACAUCAGACUCUCUCUACCUCUGGAGGUUGAAUAUCAGGAUACAAACACAUACAGCUGUGUGGUGAGCAAUCCUAUCGCAAACCAAACUAAACAUCUCAACAUCACUCAUCUCUGUCAGCCGUGUUCAGGAAAAUGGGACAUUAGCACUUCACUUCGAAUAGGAAUAAUUGUUGGAGUAGUGAUUCUUGUUGUGGCAGUAGCAGUUUUUGUGGCUUUAAAAUACUUAAGAUCAGCAACAAAUAAAGUUGAAGAGGUGAUAACUAAUGAAGACGUGCUUUACUCUGAGACGACAUUUUGUGCUCGUGGUGUAAAGGGUCCGAAAGCUGAUGAGGAAGACCACGUAGUGUACUCAAGUGUCACUUAAGAGAUGAGAUCAUCAGUAGUAUAUAGUCGAUACAUUUCAAUUCCCAACGGUCUGUUGGUGUACAAAUACGUUUCUUAUAAACGUGUAAAUUUUCUCAACUCAACUAGUAUUGCUGUAUAUCAGCCUGUAUAUCACUUCUGGAAUUCAGUUUUUUCUUUCAGGGCUUGUUUAAACUUGAAGGAGAUGCUUUAAAGGUUUCAGUAUUCGUCCACUGUUUCAGAAUUACAGUCUUAUAGUAUUAACUGCUUUUGUACGCAAUGGGCUAAAAAUACAUUAAUAUUAUUUAUUCAUUUGAAGAGGAAAUUAAGAUUUCCUGAAAGACUGAAUGUUGAAUAACGAAUUGAGCUAUAACACAGUCAAUCGACAUCUGCCUGUAAAAAAUUAUUCAUUCAAUUUACUACAUUUUUUUAAAGGUAAGUGGUCCCAAUCAAUUUAUUUAAGCUACAUUUAAACGAAACUUUUUGUUUUGUUUUUCAAAUUUUUUUGUUUAAAUGUAGCAUAAAUAAAUUGAUUGCGACCACUUACCUUUAAAAAAUGUAGUAAAUUGAAUGAAUCAUUUUUUUCAGUGUACUUGCUUUUGCAAUAACAGUUGUUUUUAUACACGGUAAGUCAUUUAAUCUGUUACACAGUACAUGUUACUACAUGAUGUAAAUGCUGAGAAGUUUUUCAUUUGUGAAUACUCUUAUAAUAGCAUAGUCUGCCUUUGAUAAAAACUAACUGAACUAAAUUCACUUGCCUUUUUACAGCACUUACAAUUUUAUAUGAUUUUUUUACGCUGUCUUUAUACCAGAGAUUAUAUUUUUCUAUCCAUUAUAUCCUUUUUACCGUAUAUCUUUAUUUGGCCAUAUGUAGGCUAUAUAGCCUUCUUCUGGAUCACAUAUUUUUUAAGCAUGUCGAGCCUAAAAUGGGCUGUUAAUGGAUCUGCAGGCACAUUAGAAGCUUUUGGUCAUCUGAUACUUUCAAAUGGCUAUAACUCUGUUUUUAUCACUUGUGGUUGGAAAAAGAGCUUCCAAUGUCAGGCUAAUAGCAUGCUCAUGAAUAAGAUAUGAAAAAUGAUUGAUCAGAUGAACUUGGAAACUAAAGUGUCCAAUUGUCCGUGUGAAUUUAUACUGCACUUAACAUUGUUGGGCCUGGACAUGCAAUAUAAACAGUAUCUCAAAGUAA